Messenger RNA from Ogataea angusta, 1320 nucleotides. RefSeq lists its product as uncharacterized. Gene Ontology annotation, biological process: tRNA pseudouridine synthesis; mRNA pseudouridine synthesis. The transcript has a single exon. Gene Ontology annotation, cellular component: cytoplasm; nucleus. NCBI's taxonomy places the organism in Eukaryota, Fungi, Ascomycota, Pichiomycetes, Pichiales, Pichiaceae. The record is from RefSeq and is a predicted model, not a curated record. The coding region runs from base 1 to 1320 and encodes 439 amino acids. Gene Ontology annotation, molecular function: pseudouridine synthase activity; RNA binding.
AUGAAAAGAUUUAGCUCUAUUCGCAUUCAUUAUCGCCAAAGAUCAAAACCAACACUUUGUCGACAAGAACGGUUUCAUAUUUUAGUAGCACUUCAGAUGUCCGAGAUGCCGGAUUACAGCACAUGGACCAAAGAUGCAUUAAUCAAACGCAUAAAAGAAUAUGAAUCAGGUGCUAAUAUAAUCAAAUCUGCUCAUCUAAUUUCAAGUAGUUGUGAUCACCUUUCCAAAAGUGCUAAAAGGCAGAGAAGAGAAUUUGAUUUUUCCAAGUACAAUCAGCGAAGAAUAGCUCUGAAAUUUUCGUAUUUGGGGUGGAAUUAUCAUGGACUCGCCUAUCAAAAUAAUACAUCGAACGUCCCAACAGUAGAACUAUUUAUAUUGAAAGCUUUAGAGAAAACAAAGCUAAUCCGCAAUUUAAACCCGACUGACUGUGAUUUCAGCAGAUGUGGCAGGACUGACAAAGGUGUCAGUGCAAUGAAUCAGGUGAUUUCUUUGACUGUGAGGUCGACUUUGACCGAAGACGAGAUGGCAAAUCCACUCAACGACGCAAGAGAACUUGAUUAUGUUAAAAUCCUCAACAAAGUUCUCCCCGAAGAUAUAAGAAUCCAUUCCAUUUGCUUGAGACCACCAGAAGGAUUUGAUGCUAGGUUUUCCUGCCUUUCCAGACAUUACAAAUACUUCUUUGAGAAGGCAAAUUUAAACAUUGAGAUGAUGCAACAGGCAGCAUCUUAUUUUAUUGGUGAGCAUGAUUUCCGUAACUUCUGCAAGGUAGAUGGAUCCAAACAGAUUAUCAACUACAAACGGAAAAUCAUAUCCUCGUCGAUAGAAAAAACAGAUUUGGGACAAGAGACCUACGUUUUCAGUCUCAAGGGAUCAGCAUUUCUUUGGCAUCAAGUGAGAUCCAUGAUGUCCAUUCUGUUUUUGGUGGGCCAAGAACUGGAAAAACCUGAAAUAGUGAGAAAGCUCCUUGAUGUCGAACUCUUUCCAGGCCGUCCAAAUUAUGCAAUUGCCAGCCCUCUUCCUUUAGUCUUGUAUGACUGCGAAUUCGACAAUAGCGUUGUGUGGUUAAAGUGUUCUACCUCAGACAAAAUCCAGCUUGCAAAAUUUAGCCAGUUAUGGGUAGAUUUUAGAGCCAAAUUCACUAUUAUUACCACGAUGAGACAUGUUAUCGAACCAAGUGAAGAAAUGUCAAAACAUGGUUCGAAUACUUGCAGUGCGCCAAGGAAACAAUCCUACACACGGAUCGAACAGCUGGAGUGUCUUGAGACGCCAGACAAUAUCAAUAAAAGAUGGCUUCAAAAGAUGGCUCCUGAUAGUAAAUAA